This is a messenger RNA of Eucalyptus grandis, 3282 nucleotides long. Its product is annotated as probable disease resistance protein At4g27220. Lineage: Eukaryota; Viridiplantae; Streptophyta; Magnoliopsida; Myrtales; Myrtaceae. Gene Ontology annotation, molecular function: ATP hydrolysis activity; ADP binding; protein binding. The transcript has 2 exons. The coding region runs from base 73 to 2856 and encodes 927 amino acids. The record is from RefSeq and is a predicted model, not a curated record.
CCAGCACUAUUAGAACAUAAGCUAAUAGGUGAGGCAAUUCAGAGGAACAUAGAGUUGAUCUGGGGCUGUCUAAUGGAGAAUCGUUCUUCAAAUUUGGGUAUUUCUGGCAUAGGAGGGGUCGGGAAAACGACAAUAGUGGAGCGCAUACAUAAUAGACUCCUGAAAAAUGGGAACUUUGACGCUGUAAUUUUUUGCACUGUGUCCCAAAAUUUUAGCAUUCAUAAGUUGCAGAGUGAUAUUUGGAAGGAACUAAAAGAAAGUGACAUGGAGGAGGAGCGCGUGAUGAAACGAGCAGCGAAGUUGUCCACAGACUUAUCAAAGAAGAAGAAUUUUGUACUGAUUCUUGAUGAUGUGUGGGAGCAUUUCGAAGUCCGGGAUGUGGGAAUUCCCAAUAGAGCUGAUGGAUGCAAGCUGGUCUUAACAACUCGAUCUUCUAAAGUAUGUGCUCAAAUGGGUUGUAAGGAAAUUGAAAUUAGACCUUUAUGUGAAGAAGAAGCAUGGAACUUAUUUGUGGAGCAUCUUGGGUAUAAUGGGGUACUGGAGGAAAUUGAAAAGGUGGCAAAGGCAAUCGUGGAGAAAUGUGCAGGUUUGCCACUUGCCAUCAUCACAAUAGCAAGAAGCAUGAGGGGGGAGGUGAGAAGAUUUGUCUGGAAGGACACUUUGGAAAAACUGAAUGACCCCAAAAGGGAUCAUACAGAGAUGGGAGACAGGGUUUUGCCAGUACUUAGACAUAGUUACACACGCCUGUCUGACCCUCAACUUCAACAAUGUUUCUUACGCUGUGCACUUUAUCCUGAAGAUGCAUCAAUUAGGAAAAUGGAGUUGAUUGAAUUUUUUAUUGAUGAGGGAUUGAUUGACGAACUGCAUACUAGGGAGAAACAACAUAACAGGGGUCUUACCAUAAUAAGCAGACUUCAAGAUGCUUUCUUGUUGGAAGACCCUAAUGGGUGGAUGGAAGACUCUAAUGGGUGGAUCAAGAUGCAUGAUUUGCUCAGAGAAAUGGCACUACACAUAAUGAGUACAACGUCUGUUAUAGAAGUAAGCAAGAGUUCGCAAAAGAUGCCUGAUGAGGAACGUUGGACAAGUGAUUUAGAGAAAGUUUCUUUGAUGAAUAGAAUCAACGAAAUUCCUCCAGAUAUGUCACCAAAUUGUCCUAAACUGUCGACUUUGUUAUUAAAAGAUAGCCUUUUGAAGCAUAUCCCGGAUUCUUUCUUCAAGCAACUGCAGGGGCUGAAGGUUCUAAACCUAAGUGGAAGUAAAAUCACAGAACUUCCUAGUUCCGUGUCGGACUUGGUAAACUUGAGAGCUUUAGUUCUUUGUCGGUGUUAUCAAUUGUGCCACAUUCCUUAUUUAGGAAAGUUGAAAUCAUUAAGGAAGUUGGAUGCCUCGGGAUGUAUAAAGCUGGAAGCAGUUGAAGGUUUGCAAAUGUUGGCGAACUUGAGAUACCUUGACCUAUUUCACACGGGUGUAAAAAAAUUACGGGAAGGAACAUUAAGGAAAUUGGUAAAAUUGCAACAUCUUAAGAUUCAGGGAAGGGUGAAUGCAGAAGAGAUGACUGAGUUGAAGGCACUUGAAUUAUUUCAAUGCCAUUUUGAUACGGUGGACGAGCUCAGCUUGUCUGUGAAAAUCCUUGGGGAGAUUGACUACAAUGAUUUUGAAAUCAAAGUGGACCAAGCAAAGUCAUUGUUUUAUGUAAAAAUGGCUCAUUAUGAUCCCAAAAAUUGUAUUCGUGAACAUUCAAGUACUGUAGAAGUCCGUUACUGCAGUGAUCCUAUUGUGAAUGCGGGAAGAAAUGAUCCUAACUUGAGUGUGGGUAGGCAAAGCAGUUCUAUUUUGAUUCCAGGAGAUGUGCAGCAGUUGAAGGGGAGUAACUGCGGUGGCAUGAAAAAUCUAAUGGAUUUGAGCCCACUUCUAAAACUCGAGCUUCUAGAGAUUUUUGAAUGGGAGAACUUGCAGGUGCUCUGUGGAGCAGCAGAUGAACAAGAAGUAAUCAACGAGCAUUCCUACUCUCUCCUCUUCCCCUGUCUUAAGAAGCUAAAUAUCCAGAGAUGUCUGAAACUUAAGUAUCUGUUCGGCCACGGGUGUAAACUCUUCUUUCCAGACCUACAGGCGAUUGUCAUCAAGGGUUGUGAGGAAAUAGAAGGGAUAACUGCAGCGGCAGCUGGUUCACUGCUUCCUGCUUUCCCCAGUCUAGAAACGAUCAAUGUGGAGUCUUGUGGCAACAUGAAGGGGGUAGUUGAAUCUGAGUGGCUUCUCCAUUUCCCUAAUCUGAAGGAGAUUAAAGUACAGAGAUGCAAGAAGAUGGUCGAGAUUAUAGGACGGCCACCUCCAUGCAUGCCAGUGGAUACGGCCCUUUUGGUAAGGCAUCUUCAAGUGGAACAUUGCAACAUACAGAAGUUGCUUCCGCUGGAAUUGUUGCCACAUCUUCAGAAUCUUCAACGCAUCCAUGUAAAUGACUGCACAGGAAUGGAGGAAAUUGUAAGCAGAGGAAGUGCAAGCACUCCUGAGCACAUCCCCUCCUCCUCCUCUCCAUGUCCAUUUCAUUCUCUCCCACAGUUAGAGCACUUGCAUCUAGAGAACCUACCUGACCUGAAGAGAGUAUGUGAAAGCACCAUAAGUUGCCAUUCAAUAACAUUGCUUCGUGCGUUGGGUUGUCCAAAACUGGAGAGAAUAUCUCUGCAACUGAAACUCGCUCAUCGUCACGGGCUCCUUCCAGAGAUUAAUUUGGGUCACGAGGAACUGUGGGAUACACUGGAGUGGGACGGUCCCAAUCAGGAUCAAUUGGUUUUGAAAUUUGUAAAAGCUUAUAGUCUGGGUAAGAAUCGUAAUCCACCGUCCUUUGAUGGAGCCGGCUAGCCACAGAGGAGAAUUCUCCAUAAGAAUCGUGAUCUACUGUCCUUUGAUGGAGCCGGCUAACCACAAAGAAGGAGAAUUCUCUGUGUCGACCACAAAUAGCAUCGACUCUUCACUAUCUUCAGCUCUUUUCUUGUUUUCUUCUUCUACUUGCACUGCUGACCAUCUUUAGGUUCAUUAUCUUCAGCUCUCUUCUUGUUUUCUUCUUCUACUUGCACUGCUGGCCAUCUUUGAAUUCAGUGUAGGAGAGGAAAGAAAAUUAUCUGUUGUAGAAGUAAUGAAUGAAGUCAAGGGACAUAACCCUAAAUUGUUCCAAUGAAGUGUUGAACUUGGAAAGAUGAUAAAAUUAGACAUUUUGUAUACGAAACUGACUUUAUGUGGGUGAUUGAGUAUAUUCAUAUGUUAAGAUGCUUAAGCACGAGUUCAUCC